Aedes aegypti (yellow fever mosquito) is the source of this 3247-nucleotide messenger RNA. RefSeq lists its product as uncharacterized. Gene Ontology annotation, biological process: monocarboxylic acid transport; transmembrane transport. The record is from RefSeq and is a predicted model, not a curated record. The transcript is spliced from 8 exons. Bases 1095 to 3182 code for a protein of 695 amino acids. NCBI's taxonomy places the organism in Eukaryota, Metazoa, Arthropoda, Insecta, Diptera, Culicidae. Gene Ontology annotation, molecular function: monocarboxylic acid transmembrane transporter activity.
GAAUGUUUGUUUUUGUACUUGCUCUUCCCACGAUUUUUCCUCCCGACUUGACUCUAGUUAGCAUAGUAUUUUACUAAUAAUUUUUAAAUUGAAUCAAACUAGGUGCCCACCUUCAGUGAGUGAUUGAGCAUUAAGUAAUCCGAACGAGUGAAGUGAAAACAAAAUAGUUUGAGGCAUUGAAUUGAAUUAUGCCCCACUUGCGACUAAAAAUAGAUUCAUAUUUGCUUGCACAUUGCAGAAUGGGAUUUUGUAGUUGUCGCGAAUUACAAACAACAAUGUAUGCUUGAAGUAAUACUAUCUUGGAGAUUGAAAGUCGUUUUAAACCCCAAAUUGUUGAUCCACCAACACAACCCAUCUCAAGUCCGUCUACAACGCUAGAGCUAAGUCUAGGAAAGGCCGCGAUAAACAUAUCUCCUCGCUCCGCGCAUUAUUCUUCGAGCGCCCGCGUGAUUCAGACUCGACCAAAGCAGCUCCCCACGGCUCGGCCCUUAUUCAAUCAAAGCUUGAUUUUUUUUGUUGGUUUUAAACCAUCGGGCACCCUAAUGUAAAACGACCUUCUUCUGAUUCGAGUAAACGAUUUGGUGAACAAAGCAGAUUCUACGGUUUGAUUAUCAUAUGUCAACCUUGAACUGGAGAAACUUUUUGAACCAAAGAUUCGAAGUUAUAUGUUGAUACAAAAUGUAAUGUGAUAAGUGUAAUUGUGGUGUAAAUCGUUAUUAAAUAGUUAGAUCCAACACAUUUGAGGCUGCAAUAGUUUACUAACCGGAGAAACAGAUCUUCACGACCGGAACGUGUUCCAUCAGCUGUUGUAUUCGUGAAAAGUGAAUAAGCUGAUAAGCGCGACGAAUUUCGCUGAUGCAUCAGUGUGACACAUGAUAUAUUGGAUGAUGGUCCAAAAGAUAUGCUUCCGCCACUCGGAGACAUUGUAGACGCAAACGAGAUAUACAUGCUCAGUCAUUGGGAGCAAUUGGAGGUGCUGCAGCUGGAGAUAGUGACAAGCACGGGUACAGUGUCUACGUGACUAGAAGUGGACGUUGUUCAUUUUGAAGUUUGAAGAUACGCCACGGUCUGAACUUUCGGAAUCAGGCAUCAGGAUGACUGCUGAACCAGCUCAACUCCGACCUCCAGACGGCGGCUGGGGAUGGAUGGUUGUAUUCGCCUACGGAAUGGCCAAUAUCAUGAUCGUUCCAGUGCUCCAAAGCUUCGGUUUGAUCUUCAAGGACACCUUCAAGCAGAUCAACAUAUCCGCCACGGAUGCAUCGCUCAUCAUCAACCUGGCCUCGGCGGUCGGAAUGACCUUUGGUCUGUUCAACGGUCCUUUGCUACGUAACUUCGGUUUCCGCAAGGUGGCCACCCUUGGUGGAUGUAUGUUCUCAAUCGGUCUCAUGUUUACCUCCAGUGCCGAGACGUUCUUCCACUUCAUCCUCACCUAUAGCAUCAUGGCAUCAUUGGGUAUGGGAUUUUGCAAUUCAUCAUUUUCGUUGGCUCUGAAUACGUACUUCGUAAUGCGGAGAAACAAGGCAGCAGGAAUAGCGAUGACCAUUACCGGAUUGGGGCCGAUUGUGCUGCCUCAGUUGGUAUCGUUUCUGGUAUUUCAGUACGGAUCCCGGAGUUGUUUGCUCAUCAUUGGAGCCCUGGCAACUCACAUCGUGGCAGCAGCGUUACUUUUACAGCCAGUGAAGCGGCACAUGAUCCCGGCUGAGAUUAAAGAUGAUCAACCAACGACGCAGAAGGAAGAUAUUGACGAAAAAUACUCAGCUAUUGAUGCACCUCAGCGAAUCGACAGCAAAUGGGAGUUCGAGUCCGACAACGAAGAUGACUAUCUCGAAAAGCACUGCUACUUCGCCGAGCACGAUAUGGAUGCACAGAGCAUCUACGGAUUCGAGCAGACUUCGCAAAUACGCCGUCGUGAAUCGAUGGCCCCAGCACUGCUCCUGUCACGUACCAAAAGUGAAGUUCUUCAUCCCAUGCAGAGGCGACCUUCAAUCGCGGAAAUGUUGCUGCUCAAAACCUACUCGCAGAAUCUGGAGCCGCACAAACCAUCCGAGCAGAAGCGAUGGUUCCAGUCGGGUUCCACUGAAACAGUUAAUCUGGGAAGCUCGAUGAAAAUUUUCGACGAAAAAGAUCGAGAACGUCGAGGUUCUCUGGACAAUGGCUAUCCAAAGCGGAAAUUGUCUGCAGCUAGGUUCUCCCCUAGAACCAAACGUUGGUUCGAAAAGUCGGAAGAUUCUGUUCAUCUGGGCAGUUCAAUGAAGCUGUUCGAUGAACGCCACCCAUCAGCAUCUCGCAGAAGUUCGCAUGCAAGCGUCCGAGAGUUCGGUGUUCCCAUGCAUGUGAUUUCCCAUCCAAAACUUCCAGUUUUAAGCGAAAACCAAGAUCUCACGGAUGACAACCGGAUGCCGUCUAUCAUGCGGCAACUAGAAAACACGACGUCCCCAAAAUCAUCAGUGCAGAAAACGACUAAGUUCAAUAUCAGCAGCACCGACGGUAAAGGAGAAUCUAGUCAUUCAAACGUGGAAAAGCGUAGAAGUCUAUCGCAGAAAAUAGUCACUCUUUUUGAUCUCACUCUGCUGCGGGAUAGAAUAUACGUCAACAUGAUGCUGGGGAUGUCGAUCGCCGUAUUUGCCGAGAUCAACUUCUCCCUGUUGACACCGUUCAUCCUGAAUGAUCUUGGCUACGAGACGGAACAAAUUGCGUCAAUUAUGUCGACCCUGGCGGUUGCGGACUUGAUGUUCCGGUUCAUUUCUCCGUUCAUAGGAGAUUCCCUGAAGCUGACUCCUCGCGUCAUGUACAUGAUCGCCCUGAGCUUAUUGAUACUUACUAGGUUUAGUAUUCUAAUUGCACGCAACUACACCGAGAUGAUUGUGGUGGCCUUCUUUCUCGGGGUGGCCAAAGGAGUCCGCACGGUCUACAUGGGCCUGGUCAUACCGAGCUACAUCCCGCUGAAGCGUCUCCCGGCGGCCUCGAGCAUCCAGAUGAUGACGAACGGUAUCAUACUGAUGACGAUUGGUCCGCUGGUUGGACUGAUCCGGGACCUCUCAGGCAGCUACUCGAAAAGCAUUCUGUUCAUCAAUGCGUUCACGAUUGUGACACUGAUCAUGUGGGCCGUCGAGAUGAUCUACGUUCGGCGGAGGGCGGCCCAGAAGCAGCGAGAGGCGGCCGCACAAGAAGUGAUAUCCUGAUGGCAUGUGCCUCGGGGAAAGUUGUUGCCAGUGAGAAUAGAAAUAUACGUUUUAUUAUACUUUUC